UUCGUGGCAGGCGCAUUUCUUAUUCUCAUCUCAGGACCCUGUACUUCUCCCCAACAACACGCUGAACGCUCUGCGACUGAGGUGCUUGCAGCGUCUCACUUGCACGACCGGCCUUCAAGGCCUCACAACCUCACUCGUUUUCCGUCUCAGCAAAGUGUCGCGCACACAUCGCAGUCAUGGGGCUCUCCAAGUCGACGCGCAUUAUGAUCCUUCUAGGGAUCGACUCAGCCUUUUUCCUGCUGGAGCUGAUUGUCGGAUACUCGGUGCACUCUCUGGCUCUCGUUGCUGACUCGUUCCACAUGCUCAACGAUGUCAUCUCUCUCCUCGUCGGGCUGUGGGCAGUCAAGGUCGCAAACCAGAAGACAAACUCGAAGACGUACACAUACGGGUGGCAGCGCGCAGAGACACUCGGUGCCCUUGUCAACGGCGUGUUCCUCGUCGCGCUCUGCCUCUCCAUCUUCCUCGAAGCAAUCCAGCGAUUCGUCGAGCCGCAAGAAGUUUCAAACCCCAAGCUGGUCCUUAUCGUCGGUUGCUUCGGUCUAGCGUCGAACAUUCUUGGGCUCGUCCUGUUCCACGACGUCGGACACAGCCAUGGCGGACAUUCACAUGGCCACGAUGAGCAUUCGACCGCCGAGGAGGGACAUGCACACGGGACCGACGUGCACGACCACGCUAUUACGGAUGAGACAUCUGCGUCGACUCAAUCUGCACGUCGCAAGUCUGUAUCUGGAAAGCGUGGCAAACGUCACGCACACUCGCGUUCGCAAGGCUACUCCACGCUGGACGAGAUCUAUGUGCACCCUUCGUCUUUUAGGAAUAGCAUAAUCGAGUCAUCGCGCCAGAAUGACGAGGACGAGGCGGACGACGAACAUGACACUAAUGCGUCUGACGUUGAAGAGCCUUCAGAGCAGUCUCCACUACUGUCUGUACCUAAGGGCAAAAACUCGCACGAGCAUCAUCACGAAGCAUCUAAGAGCAAGGACAAUAAGCACACAGGCCACAAACACAAUCAACCCAAGGAUCAGAAAUCUGGCGGCCAUGGACACUCACAUGGCGAUCUGAACAUGCGCGGCGUCUUCCUCCACGUUCUGGGCGACGCGUUGGGCAACGUAGGCGUCAUUGCGACUGCGCUGUUUAUCUGGCUUACAGACUACUCCUGGAGGUUUUAUGCGGAUCCUUUGGUCUCCCUCAUCAUCACCGUUAUCAUCCUCCUCUCCGCCAUUCCUCUCUGCAAGGCCGCAUCGCGCAUUCUGCUUCAAGCAGUCCCAGAAAACCUCUCUAUCGACGAUAUCACGGCCGAUAUCACCGAUCUCGAUGGUAUUAUCUCCUGCCACCACCUGCACGUUUGGCAGCUUUCGGACACUAAACUCAUCGCCUCGCUUCACGUCCAGGUCGACUUUGACUUCAAGGGUGAAGGUUCGGCGCGCUACAUGGAUCUUGCCCGCCAGAUUCGCGAGUGCCUUCACGAGUAUGGUAUCCACUCUUCUACUAUCCAGCCUGAAUUUUGCCUCGACGCGACACACGAUCAUUCAGCUGCUGGGUCGGAUUUGAGUGGCGAUGAGGUCGCGCAUCCGGAUGGCCACGGAAGUAAGGUGCCUAGCGUGAAGGGCGAGCCUGAUGCGUGUCUGUUGGAGUGUCCGGAUAGCUGUGGGAGCGCAACGCAGUGCUGCGACCCCGUUGUCAAAGGUGCUAACGGCUCGUCUUCUUAGCUGUUCUCUUGACUAUCCUGUUGCUUGAUAUCGGUUCUUUUCUUCGACCUUUAUUGUACCAUAUUAAGUUUUUCAUUGCUUUGCUCGGGUAUCCCAAUCGCGCGUAUUAGCGUGCGCAUCUCUUAUGUUUGUAGGCUUUUUGUGGAAUGGAGGCUGGGCAGUCUCUUGUUGAGCAUGAACAAUUGUUGAGUUUAAUAGAUCACGUCUCAUGUAUAGACAUGGGGUAUUCGAUAUCAAAAGCAGAUCCAGAACGGCGGGAACGAUUGACAUACCCACAUACCUAUCUAGUUUCUCACUCGUAUUCGCUGCAAGCAACUUGUUCAGGCGUACCCUGUUUCU
Messenger RNA from Dothidotthia symphoricarpi CBS 119687, 2048 nucleotides. RefSeq names its product cation efflux protein. The coding region runs from base 177 to 1709 and encodes 510 amino acids. Gene Ontology annotation, molecular function: zinc ion transmembrane transporter activity. Gene Ontology annotation, cellular component: membrane. Gene Ontology annotation, biological process: zinc ion transmembrane transport; intracellular zinc ion homeostasis. The record is from RefSeq and is a predicted model, not a curated record. Lineage: Eukaryota; Fungi; Ascomycota; Dothideomycetes; Pleosporales; Dothidotthiaceae. The transcript is spliced from 2 exons.